AUGAAAUCAUUUGGGUAUGGAGAACUUGGAUUUUAUAACAUAGCUGUGCUAUUUCUAGUUUAUGGAAUAGGGAGCUUUUUUUCUACAGCUACAAUCAAUAAAAUGGGCAUUAAGUUUGGUCUAGUGGUAGGUGCUAUUUUCAAGUCUCUGUGGGUUUUGGCUUGCAUAGUUCCAGCUUAUGGAUCAUAAUCCUCUGACAAAGACUACUGGCUAUACUCUAGAGAUUUCAUAUACCCCUUUUAACUAAUCAUGUCAGCUAUUUGCGGUAUAGGGAACUCCAUGGUGUGGCCUGCACAAGGAAAAUAUAUUGCAGAUUGUGCUAACGAAGAGACAAAGGGUUUCUUCUAUGGUUAUUUCUGGGCAUUUUAUAUGUCAUCUCAGAUUAUUGGAAAUAUUAUUGGUGCAAGUGUUCUCGGAGCUUAAAACAGUGUAAAUUUUUUCUACAUAAUGGCAAGCCUAGGCUUCUUGGCAUCAUUUCUAUUCAUAUUUCUAAAGAAGCCAUUCCCAACAGAGGCUAGAGUCACAAAUACAAAAGAGGAUACAGAUACAAAUGAACUUAUCUUAAGCUCAUAGAGUAUUAGUCAUGAAUUACUUUAAAUAAAAGCAAAAAGAGGAGUUAUAUAUGAUAUUAAGGCAGUUUGGUAUCUGCUGAUUUCAAAAAGAAUGCUGACGUUGAUUCCCUAGUUAUUAUAUGGAGGUAUAGUUGUAGCUAUAACUACUGGAAUGCUCGUUCCAAUUAUUGUAAAAGGACUAAGUGAAGAUUACACAGAUGAAGAUAAGAAAAGCUAGAUAUCGCUUUUGAUUAUGACUGGAUUAGGCGUUGGUGAGAUCACAGGGGCGUUGAGUAUUGGAUUUAUAAUUGAUAAACUUGGAAGUAAAAUGACAUGUCUGAUUAAUGUAGGAUUAUGUAUUGCUAGUGUGAUAAUUGCCUUAAUUGUGCUUAAUGUGAAAUCUACUAUCCCAUUAUCCUGUGUAUUGACAUUUUUCUGGGGAUUCCAUGAUGGAUCGCUAUCCUCGCAUACUUCUGAAAUGCUUGGAUUUUAAUUUGAUACUAAGAUGGAGCCAUUCUCUAUUUACAAUCUAAAUAAGAGCAUCAUGGUCUUUAUUUUUUCAAUUAUCCAGAGUUUUGUAAAUGAAUCUGAUAUUGCUAUGAACUUCUACUUUGGAGCUGUUGGAAUACUUGGAUUCAUAAUGUGUUUUAAUACCUAUUUUUUCGAUUUCAAAACUAGAUCUAACUCAAGGUAAAUCAUGAAGUAAUGA
This is a messenger RNA of Stylonychia lemnae, 1260 nucleotides long. The record is from the annotation of a GenBank genome assembly. Lineage: Eukaryota; Ciliophora; Spirotrichea; Sporadotrichida; Oxytrichidae.